Messenger RNA from Prionailurus viverrinus (fishing cat), 5746 nucleotides. RefSeq names its product protein phosphatase 1 regulatory subunit 9A (gene PPP1R9A). The record is from RefSeq and is a predicted model, not a curated record. Gene Ontology annotation, biological process: actin filament organization; calcium-mediated signaling; neuron projection development. Lineage: Eukaryota; Metazoa; Chordata; Mammalia; Carnivora; Felidae. The transcript is spliced from 20 exons. Gene Ontology annotation, cellular component: dendrite; postsynaptic density; actin cytoskeleton. Gene Ontology annotation, molecular function: actin filament binding. Bases 548 to 4477 code for a protein of 1309 amino acids.
AGGGGCGCCGUGCGGGCCGGCGCGGAUAGAGCCGCGGCCACAGUGGGGCGGGGGGCGCCUCUGAGGAGGGGGUGGGAGCCGCGGCCGUCCGACCCUCCCCGCCGGCGGCGGCUCCCGCUCGGGAGCUCGGCUCUCUCGGUGCCACACUGGGAUCCGCCUGGCAGCCGCCGGGAGCCGCAGCCAAUGUGUUAGGACUUCAGGUGCUUUUUGGCACAAAGCUAGACUGCGACCUCCUACCAUAGCGCUUGGCGUCACCUGCUCUCCCGGCCCUGCCCCGGGGCCGAGGGAUUGCGUCCCGAACCAGGCUUGGGAACCGGCUGCCUCUCAAAUGAACCUCUAGUCUUGCUUUGAAAAAGCCAUUUUGUGUAACUCUUGACUGAAUAAUUUCCUAAUACACCUGUUGGGAGGAUCACUGAUACAGUAUGCCAUUUGAGAGGUACUUUUUCUUGACCAAAUACUCUCUUGAUUAGAGAAGAGAGGUGUUUUGUUUUUUUGUUUGUGUUUUCCUGAUCAUUAUGAACAUUGGCUUUUCACCCCUGAAGUAAAAAUGUUGAAAACCGAGUCUUCAGGUGAACGAACCACUCUCAGAAGUGCCUCUCCUCACAGGAAUGCAUAUAGAACUGAGUUCCAGGCACUGAAAAGUACCUUUGACAAACCCAAGUCAGAUGGGGAACAAAAAACAAAAGAAGGUGAGGGCUCCCAGCAGAGCAGGGGGAGGAAAUAUGGCUCCAAUGUCAACAGAAUUAAAAAUCUAUUUAUGCAGAUGGGUAUGGAACCCAGUGAAAAUGCUGCGGUCAUUGCCAAAACAAGGGGGAAAGGUGGACCUUCAUCUCCACAGAGAAGAAUGAGGCCCAAAGAAUUCCUGGAAAAAACAGAUGGCUCAGUUGUUAAGUUGGAGUCCUCUGUUUCAGAACGAAUUAGUAGAUUUGACACAAUGUACGAUGGCCCUUCAUAUUCUAAGUUCACAGAAACUCGGAAGAUGUUUGAGAGAAGUGUGCAUGAGUCAGGACAAAACAGCCGCUAUUCCCCAAAGAAAGAGAAAGCUGGAGGGAAUGAACCUCAGGACGAAUGGGGUGGCUCCAAGUCCAACAGAGGCAGUACUGAUUCCUUGGACAGCCUUAGCUCCCGGACGGAGGCUGUUUCCCCAACUGUGAGUCAACUGAGUGCAGUAUUUGAGAACACUGAUUCCCCCAGUGCCAUGGUUUCUGAGAAGCCUGAAAACGAAUACUCAGUGACUGGGCAUUAUCCCCUGAAUCUACCAUCUGUUACUGUUACAAAUCUUGACACCUUUGGUCACCUUAAGGAUUCAGAUUCUUGGUCUCCUCCAAGCAAACACGGUGAUGAUGCAGAGGAUGCUCAGAAGAGUAAUACAAGUCCAGUACCAGAAGUGGCUUCGAAAAGUACCUCUCUAGCUUCAGUGCUUGGUGAAGAAACACAGCAGAGCAAGGAAGCCGAGGACUCCACAUCUAACCAAGAGACUCCUGACAGAAUUGACAGAGAUCUUCCUGAGGAACCUUGUGCUGCAAAUAAGGCGAUGCCAGAGUCUGAAAUCCUUUCACCACAAAACGAACCUUUAGAAGAUGCCGAAGCUAAUUUAGUUGGGAGUGAGGCAGCAAUGCAUCAGAAGAAAGAACUUGCAGGUGGUGAUUUUACCUCUGCUGAUGCUCCUGGAUCCAGUUGUGGAAAGGAAGUACCCGAAGAUUCAAAUAAUUUUGAGAGUUCCCAUGUUUACAUGCACAGUGACUAUAAUGUGUAUAGGGUAAGAUCCAGGUAUAAUUCAGACUGGGGAGAGACAGGCACUGAACAGGAUGAGCAGGAAGAUAGUGAUGAAAACAAUUACUAUCAACCAGAUAUGGAGUACUCGGAAAUUGUUGGAUUGCCAGAAGAAGAAGACAUCCCAGCAAAUAGGAAAAUUAAGUUUAGUAGUGCUCCAAUUAAGGUUUUCAGCACAUACUCCAAUGAAGACUAUGACAGGAGAAACGAUGAAGUGGACCCUGUGGCUGCUUCUGCUGAGUAUGAACUUGAAAAGCGUGUAGAAAAGCUGGAACUUUUCCCAGUGGAACUAGAAAAAGAUGAAGAUGGACUUGGUAUAAGCAUUAUUGGAAUGGGUGUUGGAGCAGAUGCCGGGCUUGAAAAGCUGGGAAUAUUUGUCAAAACAGUAACAGAAGGUGGUGCUGCCCAGAGGGAUGGCAGAAUACAAGUCAACGACCAGAUUGUGGAAGUGGAUGGAAUCAGCUUGGUGGGUGUCACACAGAAUUUUGCUGCAACAGUUCUCAGAAACACCAAGGGCAAUGUCAGAUUUGUUAUUGGGCGAGAAAAGCCAGGACAAGUGAGUGAGGUUGCCCAGUUGAUAAGCCAGACGCUGGAACAAGAAAGGCGCCAGAGAGAGCUGCUGGAACAGCACUAUGCCCAGUAUGACGCCGACGAUGAUGAGACAGGAGAAUAUGCCACAGAUGAAGAAGAGGAUGAGGUAGGACCUGUUCUUCCUGGCAGCGACAUGGCCAUUGAAGUCUUUGAGCUGCCUGAGAAUGAGGACAUGUUUUCCCCAUCAGACCUGGACACAAGCAAGCUCAGUCACAAGUUCAAAGAGUUGCAAAUCAAACAUGCAGUUACAGAAGCAGAGAUUCAAAAAUUGAAGACCAAGCUGCAAGCAGCAGAAAAUGAGAAAGUGAGGUGGGAACUAGAAAAAACCCAACUCCAACAGAAUAUAGAAGAAAAUAAAGAGAGAAUGUUGAAGCUGGAGAGUUACUGGAUUGAGGCUCAGACGUUAUGCCACACGGUGAACGAGCACCUCAAAGAGACUCAAAGCCAGUAUCAGGCCUUGGAGAAGAAAUACAACAAGGCAAAGAAAUUGAUCAAGGAUUUUCAACAAAAAGAACUUGAUUUCAUCAAAAGACAGGAAGCAGAAAGAAAGAAAAUAGAAGAUUUGGAAAAAGCUCAUCUUGUGGAAGUUCAAGGUCUGCAAGUACGGAUUAGAGAUUUGGAAGCUGAGGUGUUCAGACUACUGAAGCAAAAUGGGACUCAAGUUAACAAUAACAACAACAUCUUUGAGAGAAGAACAUCUCUCGGUGAAGUCUCUAAAGGAGAUACCAUGGAGAACUUGGAUGUCAAGCAGACAUCUUGUCAAGAUGGCCUAAGUCAAGACUUGAAUGAGGCAGUCCCCGAAACAGAGCGCCUGGAUUCAAAAGCACUGAAAACCCGAGCCCAGCUCUCUGUGAAGAACAGACGCCAGAGGCCCUCUAGGACACGACUCUAUGAUAGUGUCAGUUCAACAGAUGGGGAAGACAGUCUGGAACGAAAGCCUUCAAACAGUUUCUAUAACCACACGCACAUUACCAAAUCACUUCUGCCCAAGGGUUUGAGAACUUCUCCAGAAUCAGAUUCUGGUGCUCCAUCCCUCACUCCAGUGGCAGGCAGUGUGCCCUUCUCGUCUGACCACAUAACUGAAUUUCAAGGAGGACCGCUGCACCCAGAACAGGAGCCUUCCUCCUCUACGUGGGGAGACACUUCACUCUCCUCUCCUUCAAAAUCUGAUCACGAUACGGAAGAAUCUCCUUGCCACCAUCAAGCCACAGUCAAGCAAAUAUCACAAGAGAAAGAUGGUGCCAAAGAUCCCAAAUCACUAAGGGCAUCCAGUUCACUGGUGGUGCAAGGAGGAAAAAUUAAGCGCAAGUUUGUGGAUCUGGGGGCACCUUUGCGAAGGAGUUCCAACAAGGGAAAGAAAUGGAAAGAAAAAGAAGCCAAUAGAUUUUCUCCAGGUAGCAGGAUCUUCAGAGGCAGGCUGGAACACUGGAAACCGAAGCCAUCCCCCACAGCGCAGGUCACCACCCGCUCACCAUGCAUGCCUUUCUCGUGGUUUAACGAAAGCCGAAAAGGAUCCUAUUCCUUCAGAAACCUGCCUUCACCUACAAGUCCCCUUCAGCCUUCUCCUGAAACUCUAAUUUCAGAUAAAAAGGGGUCCAAGAAUUUUACCUUCAAUGAUGACUUCAGUCCCAGCAGCACCAGUUCGGCAGACCUGAGCGGCCUAGGAGCAGAACCCAAAACUACAGGGCUCUCCCAGUCCUUAGUGCUGUCAUCAGAUGAGAUCCUUGAUGAUGGACAGUCUCCCAAACACAGUCAGUGUCAGAAUCGGGCCGUUCAUGAAUGGAGCGUGCAGCAGGUUUCUCACUGGCUAAUGAGCCUAAAUCUGGAGCAGUAUGUAUCUGAAUUCAGUGCCCAAAACAUCACUGGAGAGCAACUCCUGCAGUUGGAUGGAAAUAAACUUAAGGCUCUGGGAAUGACAUCAUCCCAGGACCGAGCAGUGGUAAAAAAAAAACUGAAGGAAAUGAAGGUAUCUCUAGAGAAGGCUCGGAAGGCCCAAGAGAAAAUGGAAAAACAAAGAGAAAAGCUGAGGAGGAAGGAACAAGAACAAAUGCAGAGGAAGUCUAAAAAGAACGAAAAGAUGACAGCUGCCACAGAGGGCGCUGGUGAGCAGUAACACACACCCUCUCUCAGACAAGUCUCCCCUCUUCCUGCCCCACUCUCCUCCGGAGGAUUAAGGAACUGAUGGCAGGGGUAAUGUGCGCUAGGCAGAUGGGGGAACCACGUGUUGCAUAACUGCAUUUUCUGCAAUAAUCGAAUACUAUUUUAAUUUUUGCCUACUGAAAUAAUCCCAAGCCUCCUUUGGUUUCUUGCCAAACCAAGGAUCUCAUUUGUGAAAGAUGCAAAAUAGCUGUGUUUCUCUCUCUCUUACUAUGCUCUUGUGUUGUGUUGGGUGGGUUGCGUUGCUUGGAAAAUGGAUGUCACCCUGCCCAACAAAAGCGUGAAACACCCCAGGUAUUGUUAAUGGAGGGCCGUGACUUUUCAGUCUGGGAAUCCUGAAACUGGGCAAUAGCACGUAUCUGCAUGGCCGAGAGCACCACUCUGCCAUGAGAUCUGGGCUCCAGAAUCUAUCCCAGCAUGUGGGAAAGUUUCCCCCUCAUUUUUGUGUCUGGACAGUGAGACAACCCCACUGUAGAAACAUGGGUGCUCUGUAACAUGAUUACGUACUGUGGCCAAAGGCAAGCAAACUCUUCUGUUUGCGGGGCAUCAGAAAGAGAGAAAAGAAUUAUAGUUAUUUGUUAACCCCAGAAGGAAGCAAAAAGCCUUAAGACUGUGGAUGUGGGUAUUACCUUGGGGUUCUGAGAGUAACAUUUAUCCUCCAGAUUUAGCCGAACAAAGACAAAAAUCAGACAUUAGCACAGCCAUGGGAUAUUGGGAUCCAUUGUUUACUUUGCUACUGCUGCAUGUUCAGUACUUCAGCAACACUGACACACAUAACGUAGUUCCUUUUUCCCCCAACAAAUUGAACAGGAAAUUGAUUUUUAAGGAAACCAACGUUUUCAGGUUUCCUCUCCUGGGGAACAUUCUGGCUGGUCUUCGGCCUGACUGUGACACAAUCAGGAACUUGUCACAUAUUUUCUACUUAAGAUUUCCCAAGUGGGCUCAGUUAGUGUUUUAACAAAUGUACUUUUAAGAAAAAUAGAAAUACCAGUUAGAGAAAAUUUAGAUUUGAGUAGCGUUCAACCAGAGAAGCUAUUUUAUUGAACACACGGAAUGUUCCCGUAAAGGAGAGCUGACAGUUACAUUUUAGAGACGUUUCGAAUGUUUUUUCUGAGCCAUUCUCUUUCACUCUUUAGAGAUUUCCACUUUACGGUUCAAGUUUGUUUAAGAGAGUACACAGGAUACAGUCUACCAGUGGAGACAGUUAAUACUUAUUUUAAACCCA